Porites evermanni is the source of this 1378-nucleotide messenger RNA. NCBI's taxonomy places the organism in Eukaryota, Metazoa, Cnidaria, Anthozoa, Scleractinia, Poritidae. The record is from the annotation of a GenBank genome assembly.
AUGAGUGUCACCUUGUCGCCGAUUUACGCGCACUUUUCACAGACUUUGACAGGCCUUGCUACUAUCCGAGCGUUCAGAGAUGAAGCAAGAUUCAAACUGGAAAAUGAACACAGGCUGGAAAUCAACCAACGAGCGAACUUUUGUGGUAAGAAAAUUCGACUUCGGAAAGUUCUCGCAGCGACCAAAACAAUUUCAUGCUCACAGUCCUCAGCUUUUUCAGCUGGUCAGUAGUUGAGAGAUUUCAUUGUAAUUAAAUCAUUGAAUCAUUCUUCCCAUCAGCUCUUGUGGCAUCACAGUGGUUAGGCUUAUUCUUACAGUAUAGUGGUGUUGCUAUGGUAACUGCAGUGUCGUUUAUUGCGGUGCUUGAGCAUCAUUUCAGUACCGUUGAUCCAGGUGAGUGUUUUUCUUUGUGCACAUGUACAGGUAGACUUCCUCGCAGAUCGUGAAGUCAUAGCUUUUAUUAGAUUCCAGCAGAAUCCUACAAUGUCCUACAGCUAGUGAGAACGUGGCGUUCUUCAGGCAUGUCGUCAGACCUUCAAUAGAGGAUAACGCCUCUUAAAACUCCAAAUGCGAGGUCCAAAUGCAGUUUUCUUAAUUUUACAUUCCCAUCCAGUUAUUGCAUUCCUAUACAGUGUGCCGCCCUGCGCUUUAUUUUCAGUCAGAACUAUUGCCGUUCUGUGCUAUUUUCCGGAAGCGGCGUGGCUAAGAGGCCAGAGCGCUGAACCUGGGGGUACCGAGCUCAAUUCUCGCAACUGGAUUUGUCCUCGGUAGUCCUGAGUUUAAAUCCACGGCCCACGCCUGAAAGGUAGCCAACUGGUUCGCCUCCUACCGCAUGGCAAUCUUAACCAUGUUACGUUCCACUUGUAUUGCUUGUUUCAUAAAAGCCCCACAAGGGUGAAGAUAAUUAAGUAUUUAUACCCUCACAUCCUUCCUUUCCUGACUUUCUGUUACCUUGAGCCCGGCGAUCUUUCAACAGCCCUGAUGUCUUUUUUGAGUUCGUUACCAUCCCUUAAACUGCGCGACUAUAUUGUUUAUUUAUGUUCUCCAUCAACUGUGAAGGGUCCUUUGAAUCUUGGCUACUCUUCUUGAAUGAGUGAUUUUUGAGGGCUAGGCACACCUUAAAUUUCACGGUCCCACGACUCCGUGAAAUUUAAGAUGCCGUGGUGGUAACAUCCAAGUGGUAUUUAUUAUUAUAUUGUUCCGUACGUCUUCCUCUAAAGGUCUGGUGGGUUUGGCAAUUUCGUACGCGCUGUCAGUCACGGACCGCCUCUCAGGCAUGGUGACGUCAUUUACCGAAACUGAGAAACAGAUGGUGAGCGUGGAGCGAGCGGUCCAGUACGUUGAAGAUGUUCAGCCUGAAAUCAGUCCUCGUGGCACG